This is a messenger RNA of Talaromyces proteolyticus, 1544 nucleotides long. RefSeq names its product putative nuclear pore protein. Gene Ontology annotation, biological process: cellular response to amino acid starvation; positive regulation of TORC1 signaling. Gene Ontology annotation, cellular component: nuclear pore outer ring; Seh1-associated complex. The transcript has 2 exons. Lineage: Eukaryota; Fungi; Ascomycota; Eurotiomycetes; Eurotiales; Trichocomaceae. Bases 147 to 1337 code for a protein of 396 amino acids. Gene Ontology annotation, molecular function: structural molecule activity; protein binding. The record is from RefSeq and is a predicted model, not a curated record.
GCUUAGUAGGUGCUACAUGCAGCCUACAGACUACCGCGUUGCACAAGAAGCAGCCGGCUUCUACAGCAUCCGCUGUCUGACUUCCAAGUGGGGGCUCGAGCAGAACAGGGGAACAGGGACCAAGCGCAGUCGCGCCCCUCACUACGAUGGGGACGGGCUUUACCGACUUUGAUGCCGGCCAUCGCGACCUGGUCACGGUCACCAAGUUCAAUUUCUACGGGACGCGCAUAGUAACGGCAUCCUCGGAUCACCGAUUAAAGGUCUGGGAUCAGAAAGACGGAGAAUGGCAGUUGACUGACACAUGGCGCGCGCAUGACGCCGAGAUUCGCGAUGCUGCUUGGAAUGGGCCUUUUACCGGCCAGCACAUUGGCAGCGUGGGAGAAGAUAUGAGAUUGAAGAUCUGGCAAGAAGACGUGACGCAACCUCCUAACUCGGGGAGGCGCUUCAAGUCGAUCUACCGGCUAACAGCACCGCAUCGCGUCCCCUUUGUGUCUUUAGACUUCCGAAAUGUCGACUUGGACACAUGGUUAGCUCUGAUUACCCGGGAUGGAUAUCUGAUGGUGAUGGAGCCCGUCAUGCCUGACAGCUUGGUGGAAUGGCAGGCUCUGGACCAAUUCCGAGUUUGUCCAGCACCGCAGCGAGGAGAAGAGACCAGCUUCCAGGUGCAAUUCCACCACGACGCCUUUGAUGUCACACACCCAUUGAUGCCUGAAGGGGACCGCAAAGGCCUGUCACUCGUGGUGGCAGCCAUGAAUACCGUGAAGAUCUAUCGGACGGACGCGAGUCGUCGGUUCUACCAUGCAAUCGAGCUGACGGGACAUGGCGGUCUGGUCCGGGAUAUAUCGUGGGCCAAUGGCUCGGUACGUGGGUUCGAUCUCAUUGCCAGCGGCUGCAAAGACGGUUAUGUUCGCAUCUUUGAAGUGUAUACAUCUUUGUCCAACUCGGGAGCGCAUGCCAAUCACCGGCAGUCACAGGCAUCAGCACUGUCGCCUUCCCAGCGUGCUACAGUGCAGUCGGGAAUCAGCAGUGCUCUUGCGAAUCGGGCUCCCACGACCUCGUCGCACCGGCCUGCGGGGGGCGACACCCCAUUCAAACACGAGUUUAAAGAGGUAGCGUGUAUCGACAGCCGACACCUUGACGUCUGGCAGGUGCAGUUCUCAUUUGCGGGUAUGUUUGACAUUUCUCUGUAUUAUACAUUAUACCUGUUGCUGACUUUUUCAGGUGACUGUUUAAUAUCGUCUGGAGAUGACGGCGCAGUGCGGUUUUGGAAAAAGGCGAUUUCAGGCGAAUGGCUCGAGUUUGCGGAGACCGAUAUGAGCGACGAGCUUGUGAGCUGAUACGAUUGAUGGAUGAUUCCCGCAGGAGUUUGGUAAGGAUCAAUUAAUAACGCGGCUUGGUUGCCUGAUGAUACCCUCGACGGCUAUUGUGCACAUUAUAUAUAUCAACAAGAAAUGAAUUGAAUAUUCCUCCUACUCAGCACUCCAUAAUACCAAUUGAUCCCUAAUCCAUUAAUUGACGUAUUGAGUCAUGCGUCCUGCCCUGUG